AUGUCGAGUUUCCUAGAUAAUAACAGAGGUCUCGUCGACUUUGACCAGAAAAGUCUUGCUAUUGCGGCAGCAUCCAUUGCCUUUAACCCUAUAUUCUGGAAUACCGUUGCUCGUCAAGGUAAAUUUACAAUUAUCCCACUUACUACCCAAAGCACCCAUUGA
Sclerotinia sclerotiorum 1980 UF-70 is the source of this 162-nucleotide messenger RNA. RefSeq lists its product as hypothetical. Lineage: Eukaryota; Fungi; Ascomycota; Leotiomycetes; Helotiales; Sclerotiniaceae. The transcript has 3 exons. Bases 1 to 162 code for a protein of 53 amino acids. The record is from RefSeq and is a predicted model, not a curated record.